GCGGUUGGGGUGGAUGCGUGGUGUGCACUGCACAAGGGGCCUUGUCUGGGCUGGGGCAAAGCAUGCCUAUGGGGGGCUCCAGUGGGAGGGACUGUGGCCAGGAUGUGGGAGGGCAGGAGGGAGGUUCUGCGGAGUGCUGGGGGAGGGGGUGGCUGAAAACGGAUUUCAAGUCUUAAAGUCAGCUCGGAGCUGGCCGAGGCAGGGAGAGCUCUCUGCUUGGAGGAGGAGCUGGGGGCCUCUUCCAUCCCGACUUCGCCUCUUCUGGCUGCAUGAGCUCGGGAGGUAGGAUGCGGGAGCUACAUCUGCUGUGCUGGGCGGUCCUCCUGGGCCUAGCACAUGCCUGUCCUGAGCCCUGCGACUGCGGGGAGAAGUACGGCUUCCAGAUCGCCGACUGCGCCUACCGUGACCUGGAGGCCGUGCCACCGGGUUUCCCGGCCAACGUGACCACGCUGAGCCUGUCCGCCAACCGGCUGCCGAGCUUGCCAGAGGGGGCCUUCCGGGAGGUGCCCCUGCUGCAGUCGCUGUGGCUGGCGCACAAUGAGAUCCGGGCGGUGGCCGCCGGGGCUCUGGCCUCUCUGGGCCACCUCAAGAGCCUAGACCUCAGCCACAACCUCAUCUCUGACUUUGCCUGGAGCGACCUACACAACCUCAGCGCCCUCCAGUUGCUCAAGAUGGACAGCAACGAGCUGACCUUCAUCCCCCGAGACGCCUUCCGCAGUCUCCGCGCCCUGCGCUCACUGCAGCUCAACCACAACCGCCUGCACACGCUGGCCGAGGGCACCUUCACCCCGCUCACCGCGCUGUCCCACCUGCAGAUCAAUGACAACCCGUUCGACUGCACCUGCAGCAUCAUGUGGUUCAAGACGUGGGCCCUGAGCACAGCCGUGUCCAUCCCAGAGCAGGACAAUAUAACGUGCAUGUCGCCCCGCGUGCUCAAGGGCACCCCGCUGAGCCGCCUGCUGCCACUGCCCUGCUCAGCACCUUCCGUGCAGCUCACCUACCAGCCCAGCCAGGAUGGCGCCGAGCUUCGGCCGGGCUUCGUGCUGGCCCUCCACUGCGACGUGGACGGCCAGCCGGCACCCCAGCUUCACUGGCACAUCCAGACGCCCGGCGGCACCGUGGAGAUCGCCAGCCCCAACGUGGCUGCUGAUGGGCGUUCCCCGCCGAGCGCCCUGGUUCCCGGCAGCCGGCCGCGCUUCCAGGCCUUCGCCAACGGCAGCCUGCUCAUCCCCGACUUUGGCAAGCUGGAGGAAGGCACCUACAGCUGCCUGGCCACCAACGAGCUGGGCAGUGCCGAGAGCUCAGUGAACGUGGCGCUGGCCACGCCCGGCGAGGGCGGCGAGGACGCGCUGGGGCGCAGGUUCCAUGGCAAAGCGGCUGAAGGGAAGGGGUGCUACACAGUGGAUAAUGAGGUGCAGCCCUCAGGUCCAGAGGACAACGUGGUCAUCAUCUACCUCAGCCGUGCUGGAGGUCCCGAGGCUGCAGCAGCAGGGGAAGGGGUCUCCGGGCAGCAGUCCCCCGGCCUGCUCCUGCUGGGCCAGAGCUUCCUCCUGGCCUUCCUCACCUCCUUCUAGGCUUCCCCCAUGUCCCCUCCCUGGGCAGGGCUGGAGCACCGCCAGGGCUUCCCUGACUCCGCCCCCACGCCCCGGCAGAUUUCCCCUGGCACAGGGGGCUUGAGGGGGGCAACUCCCAAGGUCUGCAUGGGGGAUUUCACAUCCUCCUACCUCCCUUCUCAUCUCUUCUGGAACACUCACCACCCCAGCUUCUAAACUCGCUGGAAGCUAGUGACUAGAACAGAAUCCGAUUCCAUACUCACCAACUUUGGUGCUAAAUGCUGCUAACCACACUGCCCACGCUCCCCUACAGGGCGAUGCCCUAACCACCCGAGGAAGCCUCAGCGAUGGCAUUCCAGGCACUGGGACCAACGAGCUGGCAAAGGCUGGGGCACGCUGUUGGGGCUGGGAGCUCGGCAGGGAGAUACCCUGAAGCAGACAGGGCGCAGGAGAAAGGAAGAAGGUCUUGGGGUAGUGGCUGGCAUGGCUCUGGGCUCUUAGUGUCCUGCUUGAGCUCUUGCUGCCUUUUGGCAUUCUCUCAUGUUUUGGGGGCUCAGGAAUCUGUGCCCUCAUCUCAGACAGGGCUAGAGGAUCCAGGAUGGCCUUCCUCUUUUCCCGCCCUGUACCCCUCCACCCUGGACACCCAUCCUGCCUUUCUCUCCAAGUAUGCGUCUGUAGCCUGUCCCUCCAGAGAGACUAGCCAUCCCAGGGGGUGACUGAGAAAUAAACAGCAUUUCUGAUGCUC
Messenger RNA from Mustela erminea (ermine), 2298 nucleotides. RefSeq names its product immunoglobulin superfamily containing leucine rich repeat (gene ISLR). The transcript has 2 exons. Gene Ontology annotation, molecular function: protein binding. NCBI's taxonomy places the organism in Eukaryota, Metazoa, Chordata, Mammalia, Carnivora, Mustelidae. Bases 270 to 1574 code for a protein of 434 amino acids. The record is from RefSeq and is a predicted model, not a curated record.